AUGUUUGGCCGUGGUGGAGGAGUACGUGGUCGUAGUAUGAUUCGAAGAGGCGGCGAUUCUUCUGCUUCUACAGGAAAUCGCGAAGAAAACGCUCCGAAAGAAGGUGUGUUAAUUUAGUUUUGAAACUUAAAAUAUAAAUUUUAAAUAUAAUUGCUUUAGAUUGUUUAUUUUAAUAAAACUGCUAUAACAGAUGUUAUUCUCAAUUUUUAGGUGAAACUGCCCCUUUGGAACGUCCCCAAAGUGAAGGUUUUGGCAAAGAAUCCGGUAAGAGUUCAAGUUUGAUGUAAUGCAGGUUCUAGUAUAAUAAAAUCUUAAUUAGGUUGUUCUUUGUAUAAGUUUAUUUAAUGAAAAUAGUUUUGGAGCUUUUAAUUUUCUUCUAUGUGUAGUCUAUGUAGUUUGGUUAGCUGGAGGUAUUAAUUAUGUUGUUGUGUGUAUAAGCUUUAAUUAAUGUUGAUGAAAAUAGCCCUAAACUGUUAUUUGCGUUUUUGUUAAUGUUAAUAUUUUAGGUAGCUUUGGUGGAAACACAGGAGGAUUUCCGAAUACGCCUGCUUUUGGGAAACUUGGAGAUUCAGUAAAGUCAGGUUUUAGAGAUUUGUCGAAACCAACAGGUUUGUAUAUUUAUAUUUUAGGGUUAGAACCGAUUAAUUGCGUUACAUUGUUAAAACAGUUUAAAUUUGAAAAUUUAUGGUUUAGUAACUGGCAUUUCUUUAUAUUGUUUGUCUUUUUCCGUUUUUACAAUUUUUUAGUUUAAAUUAUGAAUUUAGGCAGUACGUUUUGUGACGUUUGACAAAUUUAGGUGACUCUAAUCCAGGGGGUGGUUUUGGGAAGGCUACCGGUGGAUUUGCUCGUGGCGGUGGUCGAGGUGGACAGAGUGAUCGAAGGAAUGGCAAUGGGUGUGAAACUUCUUCUAGUGGAAAUGAUGGCAGUACCUUUGCUACAAAGGGAAGUGCGUAACUUUGAUUUUUUAAAGCAAAUUAUCUUUAUCUUGUUUUAAAUAGCGAUCUACUUUUGGUAUUCUUAUUUUCACUAAUAUUGUUUUGUAGAUUCCACUGCUCUAGAACAACCUCAAGGAUUUGGCCAAGGAUUCGGUAAGAGUUGAGGUAUUUUGUAAAAUGUUUAUAGGUUCUGGGUCAUUGGGUCAAUCUAAAGGCGACAAAUUUGGAAAAGGUUUCGGUAAGAAUUGUCAUGAUUUGCAUUUUAACACAUGUUUGUGCAGGAGAUUUUAAGGUCGACGAAUUUGAAAAUGGCGAAAAGAUUGGUCUGAACUUCAAGAAGGGCGAUCUGAAGGUUGGCGAAGACAACGAACCAAAGGCUAUUCCGUUUAUCCCUGAGAAUCGAACCAUCGACGACAUCUUCGAGGAGGACAGAAGUGUUCAAGAAAAGUAUCAGACGAUCUUCGACGACGACGAAGAUAUUUUCAUUGAAAAUUACGGCGAAACUCUAUGCUUACUCGAGUCAGUUGCUUUGACUUUUUGUUAAAAUUUUAAUAUUUUUAACACAACCUAAUUGAUAUCUUGUUCUUUAGAAAGUGGGACGAUUAUGCUUUGGACAAGACGCUCAAGGAGAACAUUCGGAAUUGUGGCUACAUUAUGCCGAGGAAGAUUCAAAGGUUUACGAUUCCACUUAUUUUAGAAGGUUUGUUGUGUCGCUUUAUAAUUUAAAUAAUAUUUUUUGAAAGUUUGUGUUUGAAUCUGUUUUGACUCUAUAUUUUCAUUUUUUAGGCUAUGACAUGAAAGCACAAGCUGAAACAGGUAGUGGAAAGUCGGCCGCCUUUCUGAUUCCGAUCAUCCACUACUUGGCGGACCUGGGAACCGAAGGUCGGGCCAAGGAUCGUGCCAACAACCAGCCGUUCGUCUUAAUUCUGGAGCCGACUCGAGAGUUGGCAGUUCAACUCUACGAACAGGCCAGGAAGCUGGCUCACAACACCGGAAUUUCGUGUUGUCGCGCUUACGGACAGUUCAAGAUGCUGGCUAAUGCCGAAGAGAUCAUGCAAGGAUGUAACAUCUGUGUCGCGACUCCAGGAAGGCUGAAGCACUUCUUGCAGGAAGGCAUCAUCUGUCCCAGAAUGCUCAAGUUCUUCGUUUUGGACGAGGCCGAUCGUUUGUUGAGCGACGAUUUCCCAGAAGAAUUGGAAGACAUGUUCAAGAUCCCCACUUUUCCACCAGUAAGUUUACAAUUUUCAAAACGUGUCUUGUCUCUAAGCUUGAAGUGAGAUUUCUUUUUGUAAAAAGGAUUGAUUAAUUACAUUUGUUUAUUUGCCUUAAAUAUAUUAGGUGUAAGUCGUAUCGUUUUUGAUUUUUAGGUAGAUAAACGUCAAAACUUGUUGUUUUCUGCCACUUUUAACAAUGAGGUUGAAGAAAUGGCCAAGAAGGUGUUAAAACCGACCGCUUUGUUUGUCCAUUGUAAGACCUUGGUAGCCCCGAAUCAUCGAGUUGGCCAAUACUUCAUGGAAGUCGACCGGUACGAUAAGAAAGAGAAAGCCAUGGAAGUGAUUGUACAGUACGUGGAAGAAUAUAGAGGUAGGGUCUUAAUUUAGCUACAGGUUGGCUUUAUUGCAUUUUGUACUGUUUUAGUUUAAAAUACGCAUGAAUUGUCUAAACUUGACACAAUUGCUAACGACUUGAUUGAAGGUAUUCAUGGUGAAGAUGCUCCACAUCCACGGAUUCUGUUAUUCGUUCAACAGAAGCGUGCGUCAGAUAUCCUAGCGCUAUAUUUGGCGAAUAAAGAUUUUGUCGUUUUGUCUUUGAACGGCGAUCGUCCUCAACAAUGUCGCGAACACGCUUUAAGGGAGUUUCGAGCACGACAAACACCCAUCUUGGUGACAACUGAUGUUUGUGCGAGAGGAAUCGACAUCAAGGAUCUGGACUUUGUAAGUUGGCUGCUUCUUUUGAAUGUUUUUGAACUUUUAGGUAACAAUAGUUGAUUUAAAAUAUUUGAAAUUACAUAUACUUACAUACUUUUGUUUGUUUUAAUCCUGCGGUUCCAUUUUUAUGUUUUUGCUUAUUUCAGGUAGUAAACGUUGAUCUUCCAAAAGACAUUGUGACAUACGUUCAUCGCAUUGGACGUACUGGAAGAUUGCAGCACGGGAAAUCAGUCAGUUUCUUUGACCCACAAGACAACAAUGAUAUUGAAUUGGCUGCUCAGUUAGUCAAGGUAGGUUUAUUUUUUUAAUGGUUCUCGAAUUAUCGUUCAUUUAGUAUAAUUUUGGUCGUAUAUUAUGUCACGUUUUAUAUUUUUGUAUCAUAUUUUAGGAUAGUGUUUUUUAAUUGAAGGUUUAUUUUUCACUAAUUCUUCAGCUCUUGCAAGGUCAAGGUCGCACUCCGCCAGACUUUCUCAUGAAGCACCAAAACGACCUUUCGUCCAAGUUUGCCGAAGGAUUCACGUUCCAAGAAACAGUUCCAGAUGCGGACGAGGACGACUACAACUUUUAA
Bursaphelenchus okinawaensis is the source of this 3431-nucleotide messenger RNA. Lineage: Eukaryota; Metazoa; Nematoda; Chromadorea; Rhabditida; Aphelenchoididae. The record is from the annotation of a GenBank genome assembly.